AUGUCGGUGGAAGCAACGAAAAAACCCGGGAAGCCGGAAACUAAGAUCGCAGUGGAGCAAAGCAAGGAGAGUAAAGAAAAGGCCGCGGUGGUGAAUGAAAGAGAGAAGAAGAAGCAGGCGUUUAUAACAAGAACCAUAUGGACACUUGUGAUGAUAUUGUACUUCUUCUGCGUGGUUGCUGGAGGACAUCUUCCGCUCAUAGCUUCGGUGUUUCUUUUCCAAACAUUGACUUUCAAGGAGAUCAUUGCGCUUACCUCGGAACCAGCUAGAGACAAGAACAUCCCCUACAACAAGUCGCUCAAUUGGUACUUCCUCUUGGCCACGGUUUACUACUUGGAUGGGGAAUCGUUUUUCCAUUUUUUCCAAGAAACUAUCUACUCCAACAGGUUUUUGUCGGUAUUGGCCAUCCACCAUAAAUUCAUCUCUUACUCGUUAUUCAUUGCCGGAUUCAUUUUCUUUGUAUGGACCUUGAAGAAGGGCUUCUACAAGUUUCAGUUUGCUCAAUUGUGCAUCACGCACAUGACUUUGAUCUUGGUGGUUUUCCAGAGUCAUUUGAUCAUGGAUAACUUGUUGAAUGGGAUCAUUUGGUUCUUGUUACCUGCCACUUUGGUUAUUGUGAAUGAUAUCUUUGCAUACUUGGUUGGGAUCACAUUUGGAAAGACCCAGUUGAUUGAGAUCUCGCCAAAGAAAACCGUUGAGGGUUUUGUUGGAGCUUGGAUCUUCACUGGUAUUUCUGCACUGUGCUUGGCCUACUUUGCUUCGAAAUCCAAUUACCUCAUCUGUCCUGCCCAAAACUUGUCUACCACUAUCUUCAACUUCCCAGACUGUGACCCUAAUCCUGUGUUCAUUGCUCAAUACUACCAAGUCCCUAAAGAUCUCGUGGAGUACGUGGGAUUGGAGUACGUGAUUUUCAAGCCAAUUUAUUUCCAUGCCGCAAUGUUGGCAACUUUUGCAUCGUUAAUUGCCCCCUUUGGAGGAUUUUUCGCUUCCGGUUUGAAAAGAGCUUUUGGUAUCAAGGAUUUCGGUGACACCAUUCCUGGUCACGGAGGCAUCACUGAUAGAGUGGAUUGUCAGUUUUUGAUGGGUUCCUUCAGUUAUUUGUACUACCAGACAUUUAUAUCCACCCACAACGUUAAUUUGGGUACUGUAUUGCAAAUGGCCUUGAUUAAUCUAAGCUUGCCAGAAUUGAUCCAAUUGACGAAAUCUUUGUUGAAGUAUUUGAUGAAAGCAGGAGCUAUCACAGAUACUAAGUAUCAAAAGAUUCUUGAGUUGCUCGAGUGA
This is a messenger RNA of Dujonia railenensis, 1281 nucleotides long. The record is from the annotation of a GenBank genome assembly. Lineage: Eukaryota; Fungi; Ascomycota; Pichiomycetes; Serinales; Debaryomycetaceae.